Messenger RNA from Cuscuta campestris, 935 nucleotides. Lineage: Eukaryota; Viridiplantae; Streptophyta; Magnoliopsida; Solanales; Convolvulaceae. The record is from the annotation of a GenBank genome assembly.
GUAACUAUCAUCAGAAGCUAAUCUUAAUUAAUUUGUUUCUAUGGAUGUUGAAACGAAGCCCCCCAUGUCAACAGAGGCAGUGGCCGCAGCUGCUGAGAACUGUGCCACCAAGCGACCUCGCGACGCCGACGACGAAAAUGGCGACUCGUUGAUCAAGAAGACGAAGAAGGCGGUCGGGGAGGACAAAGUAUUAUCGGGUCCGGUCACGGUCGGCCCGAAGAGGUUCGGGUCAUCCGUGGAGAUGUUCCGUUACUUCCACCGGCUUCUGAGCUCAUGGUCUCCCAAUGUGAACGUGAACAGGUACGAACACAUGGUGCUGCUGGAGCUGAUCGGGAAGGGGCACCCGGAGCCGGAGCGGAAGAUCGGGUGCGGGGCGGGCGGGUUUCAGGUCCGGUUCCACCCGAAGUUCAACGACAAAUGCUUCUUUAUCUUGAGGAAGGACGGCACUACUGAUGACUUUAGCAUCAGAAAGUGUGUGGACAACAUACUCCCCCUCCCAAGAAACACCGCCAAGCGCGGUGGUGGAGGGAAGCGGGCUGGCCGUGGCCGUGGCCGCGGCGGCGGUCAGAAUGUGGAGAAAGUCAUUGAAUCGAAUUGAACCGUCCGAUGAGUACUGCUUUAAUUUAUUAUAUGGUGUUUUUUUGUACGGAGUAUUUUAAUUUUUCAUUUCUCUCUAUCCAUAUCAAUCACACACGGAGUAAUUUAAUUUUUAUUUUAUUACGGAGUAUUAUUAUACGGAGCAAUUUGUUAAACUAUGUGCAAUAAAUUACUAUGAUAAAUAAAGGUUAAUUAUGUAGAGAGUAUGUUCUGUUUUUGAGUCACAUUUUCUUACUUUACAAUCUACAUAAUUGAAGUAUUCCGUACUAUUUAUCGUUCCUAAAAAAUAUUCCUCUCACUAAUAUUCAAUUAAUUUUUCCCCUGAUCUAUUCAGGAAU